AUGGUAUCCUCGUCGCUGUCCCUUAGCGCUGGUUCGCUGUUCCUCCUGUGGCUGGCAUCGCCAACCGCCGCCACAUCCGAUAGUUACGGGCUGGUGGAGAAUUGGCACGGCAAAAGUUUCUUGGACUACUUUAACUUCUAUACAGGAUCCGACCCAACCAAUGGUUUCGUGACCUAUGUUGACCAGAGCAGUGCCGAAAGUGCGGGAUUGGUGAAGGUCACCGACAGUGGCAGCGUUUACAUUGGUGUCGACCACACCACCACCCUCUCGACCACUGGCAAAGGUCGAGACUCCGUUCGUAUUGGCAGCAAGAAAUACUAUGAUCACUCUCUGAUCAUCGCCGAUAUUGCACACAUGCCAGGCAGCAUCUGUGGCAGCUGGCCAGCUUUCUGGUCCGUUGGCAAAGAGUGGCCUGCCGAUGGUGAGAUUGAUAUCAUUGAGGGCGUCAACCUACAGGAUCACAAUGAGAUCGUCAUGCACACAGCUGGAACUUGUAGCAUCACAGACACCGGUAUGACAGGCGCGGUCAAUGCCACCGGGUGUGGCGAGGACCUCGGGACUGUGGGCUGCGUCAUUGAGGGCGAUACCGGGAGUUAUGGCACCUCAUUCAACAAGCAGGGUGGUGGUGUUUAUGCCAUGCAGUGGACCGAACAGUUUGUCAAGAUCUGGUUCUUCCCUCGUUCUUCGAUCCCAAAAUCAAUUUCCAGCGGCAGCCCCGAUGUCUCCCAGUUCGGCACUCCCAUGGCUUUGGUUCAGGAUGGCUGCGAUGUCGCCAGCAGUUUCAAGUCCCAGUCUUUCGUUUUCGAUGUUACUUUCUGUGGUGACUGGGCUGGGGGCGUGUUCGGCACAUCUGGAUGCCCCAUGUCCAGCUCCGAUCCCUCGCAGAGCUGUAUCAACUAUGUCGCCAAGAAUCCCGCUAAGUUUGAGCAGACUUACUGGGAGAUCAACUCCGUCAAGAUCUACCAGACCGGCGUGGAGACUGACUCUACCUCAUCUUCCACCCACGCCGUGGCCUCAACCCAUGCUACUGUUGUUGAGGCCACCAAAGCCACUCAAGCUGUGGCCGAGACCACUGCCAAAGCCACUAUCGCGGCUGCGGAGACCUCUGCUGCGGUUGUAGAGAGCGCUGCCAGUGGUGGCUGGAGCAAUGCCGACACUUCCUCUGCUUCAAGUGCUAACACCGUUGGCGUUGUUGGUGAAUUGACCGGUCUUUCAGAUGCUACUUCGACCGCCGUUGCAUCGUCCUCCAAGACCACUCGCUUCGUUACAAAAUUUGUUACCGAAACCACCACUUUGUGCCCUGUUGCUCAGGCCUCUGCCUCGUUGGCCUCUUCUUCGAACGGCGUCGAGACACCUGCGGUUGUCCAGACUACCGAGUCAGUCCAGUCUGCUGCGCCAAUUGCAACAGACGCGGCCAAAGAGGCCCAAACCCCAGUGCAACAGCCCAGUGCUGCCACCUCCGAGGCUGUCAACAGCCAGGUUCCCAGUCAAGUUCCCACUGGCGCUGAUGCGGUUUCCACUAAUGCUCCUCAAACUGCUGCUUCAUCGGACACCACUCUACCGACAAUCAUCAUGGCCCCUGGUGUCAACAUCGGCUCCUCCAGCCUUCUUCCUAGCCCACAUGGCACGCAAACAUCGAAGGCUCUCAUUCCGGCUGCCACCGGUGCCUCUGCGGCCUCUAGUAGCUCUGGAGGUACUUCCCAAGGAUCCUCCACCACCGCCGUGAGCCCGGUCUUCACUGGUGCAGCCGAGAGGGCGUCCGUCAAGUUUUCGACGAUCAUUGCUGCCUUUGUGCUUGCUCUGAUGGCUUAG
Penicillium macrosclerotiorum is the source of this 1812-nucleotide messenger RNA. RefSeq names its product putative GPI anchored endo-1,3(4)-beta-glucanase (gene eng2). The coding region runs from base 1 to 1812 and encodes 603 amino acids. NCBI's taxonomy places the organism in Eukaryota, Fungi, Ascomycota, Eurotiomycetes, Eurotiales, Aspergillaceae. Gene Ontology annotation, molecular function: hydrolase activity, hydrolyzing O-glycosyl compounds. The transcript has a single exon. Gene Ontology annotation, biological process: glucan catabolic process. The record is from RefSeq and is a predicted model, not a curated record.